Messenger RNA from Symbiodinium pilosum, 1392 nucleotides. Lineage: Eukaryota; Dinophyceae; Suessiales; Symbiodiniaceae. The record is from the annotation of a GenBank genome assembly.
AUGCAGGCCAGCGGUGAUUUGGUUAGUGAUGUAGUGGACACCAGUGACGGUCCGAUUGGCUACUUAGAGGCCUCCGUCGCUAGAUCAAAAACCGCUUACAACUUGGAACGCAAAACUUGCUUCUUGGCGAUGUGCGCGGGCAUCCAAGGCCUGUCGCAGGACUCGUGGGCACUUAGGUGGCUGGAGGUGGCCAAGGAGCAUGGUCCGGAAUGCGGGCCGGGCAAGCCUUUGCUUCCUUCACGUGUGAAAGGGGGCGGGUGGCAGGAGUCACCUGUCAGCGUGGAGGUGGGCGCCAGGUGGUUGUGCAACUUGCUGCAUAGGUCAGGCCAGGAGGCGUCAGGUGUGCGCGCCCUCGGCACUCAUUCCCUCAAAGCCACGUGUUUGUCAUGGGCCGCUAAAUGGGGCGUUGACCGGGAUACCCGUCUGAUUAUGGGCUAUCAUAGUUCUUCCAGGAGCAAGUCGGAUGUAGUCUAUGGGCGUGAUAAUGUUGCACCUGCCUUGAGGGUUCUGGACACCAUUAUUGCGGCCGUAGCGGCGAGCAGGUUCUUGCCUGGUGCAACGCGCUCUGGGAUGUUUCCCAACAGUGUUAGGCAGGGCAGACUGCCGUCGGCCGAGGACGAGAUAAGCCUCUCGUCAGAGGGAUCCGAGGACGAGGAGGACAAAGACCCUGCCGAGCAGGAGAAGGCUGCGGACGAAGUUGUUGGUGCCUGGGAACCGGCCAGAGUGGAUGCAAGCGGUCUCCCGAAGGACGAUGCCACUAAGGUCAAAAGCUCCGUAUCAUCAUUGCGGCAGUUGACUUUCAUUUCGAGCUUUACGCCAGGGCAAGCUGACGAAGCACCCCUCAUGGCUGCACUCCAGUCCAUGCUGGGGAGGGAUGCCGAACUGGCCGUGCAAGCUAGUUUUCGAGCUUUGUAUCACGAAGCAUACGCGAUAGUGACCUCCGAGCUCAAGCAAAAGAUCGAGAAAAGCGAGGAACUGGCAAGUCGUCGGCUGACGCAACCAGAACGCGCUGAGAGGUACGAGAAGCAGAAGACCAAGCUUGUUGGUGUCCUGAUUAAGAAUCAGAGUGAGCCAAGCGAGGCCCUUGUUGACAAGGCCGUUGCCUGUUACGAGAGCAAUGAGCUGAGGUACCUCAGCUGGGAAGCUUGUACCUCGCGUGAGCAAGAGGUAGGGUCUGAUCGAAGAAAGGACACUCGAUUCACCGUAGAUGAGAAUUCGGGCCGCCUGAAGGUCGAGACCAAGGAUGCCGAGGAGAAAGCGUCAACGGUUUCGGAGGUUCAUGUUCUGCAGGCUCUCCAGCGCAGGUCUCUGGCCAUGGAUCAGGCGAACAUUGUCGAGUAUUCCUUGAUGCAACAAUGGUCAGACCGCUUGCUGAGGGCUAAGAUGCAGGAA